Molecule: messenger RNA, 2148 nt
Organism: Trichoderma asperellum CBS 433.97
Lineage: Eukaryota; Fungi; Ascomycota; Sordariomycetes; Hypocreales; Hypocreaceae
Source: RefSeq, a predicted model, not a curated record
AAAAAAAAAAAAGAUUCAACUGUUUAUACUGGAGCCGGUCUCCUUAUCCUAAUUCAACCAUCUAAUCAACUCCCUCACUCUCAUACCCUCACAACAACCGCCAUCAUGUCAGCUCUGGCAGCCGACGUCUCCUUCGACUUCACCUUCCCCUCUCCCUCCCCCUCCCUCGAGGAUCCCGCAACCCCUCCCAUGGACACCCUGCCCGUCAUGGAAUACAGCCUCGACCACUUCCCCUCCAGCCUCCUGGAGCUCCCAUACGGCUCCCACAACCGCCACGUCCGAUCGACAUCCCGCGCCUCCUCCGUCUACUCCGCCAUCUCGGCUGUAGACUCAAUAGCAGAGUCGGCAUGCUCCCGCUUCACCACGCCUCCCCGCGCCAGCCCCCCCGUUCGCCAGCAUGGCCCUCUGCUGCUGCCCAAGAUCCGCUCCCAGGACCAGCAGCUGGAUCAAUCCCACAUCGCCCGCGCGGCACACUCUCGCUCCAACUCCAUUCGCUCUGCUGCCUCUGCCAGGGCCAGGAUGGUUCACCAGCAGUCCACGCCCCCUCCGCCGGCCUCCAAGCCCAUCCGCACAAGCCACUCCCGGAGCUACACCAACCCUGAGACCCUCGCCAACAUGGCUUUUGCUCACAUCUCGCCCUUCACCACGCCUCCUCCUCCUCCUCAGACACAUGAUGAGGCUGCUGCUGCUCCGGUCUUCCCCUCAUCGCUGCUUGCUUCGCCGCCAACUUUCGCCCAGGACCUGCCGCCGCCUCGUCGAACCAGCACCAUUGACACCGCCACCAUUGACAAGUAUGGCUAUCCGACGUAUCGACAGAUGCCUUUUGUGCCCACCACCACUGCUGCUGCUUCACAGUCAGACUACUUGUUCUCGUCAUAUCUCCCCCGUGCUCCAUCACCACUGGCUCUCGCCGCCACUGCCACUCCCGACUCAGAGCCAUCAACCACUCUCAUGCAGCACCUGGCUUGCGCCAACCCUGCCGCAUCUCUCGUCCGGACCAUCUCCUUCCCCCUCCGCGACCCUUCCAUCAAGCACUUCUGGUGGGAUGUCCGCAGCGUCUCCUCGUGGUCAAGCUUCAACGCCUCAACCGUCCUGUCUCUUCCAGGGGCAUCCGCUCUGCUCAACUCGCCAGUGCCCGCCUCCCUCCUGCAAACACCAGCCUUCUCCUCUCGCCAUCCCGAGACCGAGGCCGCUCUCCACAGCAUCUACGCCUCAUACUAUCUCCCCAAGCUCAACUCCGCACUGGCCAUGUCGUCCAACCGCCCUCUGCAGCUCUCCGUCCCAGCCAAGACGGCAUCCGGCGUCAACGACCUCAUCUUCGUCGCAAACCCCAUCGGCGAGUCGUCCACCGCGGCCGCCAUCUUCGGCGGCAAGCCCACCGGCCGGGUCGUCGGCCUCGUGCGCAGCUUCGACCGCUUCAACACCGGCAUGCGCGCUGAAGGCAACAUCAAGCGCGUCGACUACCUCCGCGGCCUCGCCGCCCUGCACUACGCCAUGCGCGAGCACGGCUGCCGCUACGGCUUCAUCCUCACCGAGAUCGAGCUCGUCCUCGUCCGCGCCGGCACAGAGUCCACCCCGUUCUUUGGCGACUUGGAAAUCACUUCCGUCCAGCUCAACGCCGCUGCGUCUGAAGCCGAGCUAGACUCCUCAGACAGCGUGCCCCUGACGGCCUGUCUGGCUCUCUGGGGCCUGUGCCAGCUCGCUGGUGAUCAGACGCCCGCGGGCCACGCCCACUGGAAGGCUGAGAUUGGCGCUCCUGCCGAUGGCACCAGGCGAAAGGCCAAGGCUCGGGACAACUGGAUUCCCAAGCCGCAGCUGGCGGAGAAGCGCGAGGCCAAGAGGAGCCGAGGCUGGGUGUGGCCCGAGGAUCCCAUCGGGAGGAAGGAGAUGGGCAAGAGGGGCGUCAAGUAUGGUGGAUUGUGUUGAGUUUUUUUUUCCCCCCUCCUUUGAGAUGCUUGGCUGGUACUUGCAUCUCUCUCUUUCUCUCCCUCUCGCGCGCGCUCAGUAGUAAUAUCUUUCCUAAUCUGCCUUGACAUCUUUUUCUUUGUCUGAGUUUAUGAAUGGAAUGACUUUAGUAAGAUAUGUAUACAGCUCGACUAAUUACUCGCUCUUUUACCAUUUCCUUUUUAAAUAAAUACAAGACUGUUG